GGUGGCCGAAACAGAAUGGAACACGAGGUAAAUGCAAAGUACAAAAAUAUCACUAGAGAUAUUAUUAUGCUAUACUUAAAUAGUUGCGAAUCAUGUCAAAAAAAAGGAAGCACAGCCAAGAAAGGGCUGGUGGUAAAACCAAUUAUAUCUUCCGAGAUGAAUUCUCGCUAUCAAAUUGACCUAAUAGAUAUGCAAGCACAAUCGGAUGGUGAGUAUAAGUUUAUAUUGGUUUACCAGGACCACCUCACAAAAUACGUAAUACUUCGACCGUUAAAACACAAACGUGCUGAAAACGUAGCGUAUGUAUUAUUAGAUAUUUUCACAACAUUCGGAGCACCGUCAAUUUUACAAUCGGAUAAUGGUCGAGAAUUUGCAAAUAAAGUUGUAACUGAAAUAUGUGCGAUGUGGCCAGAACUUAAAAUAGUUCAUGGUAAACCUCGUCACUCACAGAGCCAGGGUUCAGUUGAACGAGCUAACCAGGACAUUGAAAAUAUGCUUGCUACUUGGUUGACAGAUAACCGUACUAAAAAAUGGAGUGAGGGGUUAAAAUUUAUCCAGUUUAUGAAAAACCGUUCAUUACACUCAGGAAUAAAAUGUUCACCUUACGAGGCUAUGUUCGGUACAAAAGCAAAAAUUGGAUUAAAGAGUACACUUCUGCCAAUAAAUAUAAUAAGCGAUUUAAGAACCGAAGAAGACCUCGAAACAGCUCUGAAUUCUAUUUCCACUACUUCUAACAGUAACAACGAUAUCGAAAAUACCGAAGGUAUAAAAUAAAAUAAUAAUAAUAAUAUUUCUUAUUGAGUAGGUAAUAUUAUAAAAAUUACUCUAUGUGUUUGUUUUAUUUUAGCUGUACCUUUAAGAAUAAAAUCAAACAGUAACAACGAUAUCGAAAAUACCGAAGCUGUACCUUUAAGAAUAAAAUCUAUUUGUGAGAGUAGAAAUGAAUCACUUAAAAAUUUAAAAGUUCAAGCGACAAAAAUGAAGCAAGCUUCCGAAAAUCGUUUCCGUCCCGGCGAAGUUGGUCAGUCAGUAACGGUUAAGAUUCCAGACGUCGAUAGGGCCCGUAGUGAUUUUAGAAAUAUUAUUGGAGUUAUUCUUUCGAGUACCUAUAAAUACUAUACUUUUAUUAUUAAUAUUCCAGAUAAACUAAUAAAAUUUGUUUUACAGUUAACAAUGACAUGUACGAAAUCGGGACUAAGGAAGGUCGCCUUUCAACUUUGUAUAGUAGAAACCAAUUUGUAAUUUGCAAGGAAAGAUUUCUGAAAGUCGAUGAUGUGCCACAAACCAAGAUUUCACUCCGAGAGACAGCACGGACAUUUUCUAAUUUGGGUGGUCAGGGCUACGACCGAUGUACGUGUGUACAAAAAUGUAAAACACGGAAGUGCAAGUGCAAAGCUGCGGAGAGACUAUGCACAUCAAAAUGCCACGGGAGUAGUGCAUGCGAUAAUAAGUAAUAAAUUGAUAAUAUUGAGUAUAAA
This is a messenger RNA of Myzus persicae (green peach aphid), 1478 nucleotides long. RefSeq names its product KRAB-A domain-containing protein 2-like. Lineage: Eukaryota; Metazoa; Arthropoda; Insecta; Hemiptera; Aphididae. Bases 16 to 774 code for a protein of 252 amino acids. The transcript is spliced from 2 exons. Gene Ontology annotation, molecular function: nucleic acid binding. Gene Ontology annotation, biological process: DNA integration. The record is from RefSeq and is a predicted model, not a curated record.